UCGCUGCUUUACGCACUGUAAACAGAAAUUAGUGUUGUUUAACAAACAAACAUCAAAGUUUGUUGUUUACAAACUCAACAAAAAGGAAGCCCCAUCAAAACAAUCAAGAACUCAAGAAACAGAAAUCCAGAAAAUGAGCACGCGGCUUUGCGCCUACAAGGACUGCCAUAAUUUUUAUUAUCGGCAGGAUAACAGCGGCUGCGGCGACGUGACACUUUUUGCAUUCCCCAAGGAUACGAAGCGCGCCGAACAGUGGCGUGUGCUGGGUCAAGUGCAUCCAAAAAUUGGUCCCAAACAACUAUAUAUGUGCUCCAUACAUUUUGAUGCCAAAUAUCUAUCUUUGAACAAGAAUCGUCGCAUAUUGCUCGGCGAAGCUCUGCCGUUUCCCUACAGCGAAAGAAGAACACCCGAGGAGAAUCCCGAACAAAUGACAGCCACAUCAUCUUCGACGGCACAGCAAAGCUAUUGCAUCAAUCCGGGUGCUAAGAAAAACCAAAUGGAAGAUGACAACCUCAAAGAGAGUAUAUCGACGACAUGCUCAUCUUCGCAGCAAAGCUUUUAUAUCAACAUGGACGAGGACGAUUUAAGCAUUGACAAACUUGUUAUGGUCGAGUCAACGACAACACCUUCACAGACCAAGGGGAAUGCAGAAACAGAUCUGUUCGACAAAAUUGAAUUGAGCAUUGUGCCGCCCGCCCGCAAACGCGCACGUCCGCCCACGCUGGAGCUGGAUGAGGAGGAGCCGGCGGCAGAGGAUGAUCAGCUUAUAGACGACUCCGAGGUAUCCAUAUUCAAGUUCAAGGGGGAGCAAUAUGUGCAAAUGUCCCGGGAAUACUAUCUGCAAGAGAAACGCCAAUUGCUGGAACAGCUGCGCACCUACAAACGGACGCUGGCCAAUAUUAAAAUGGAAUUAAUGCCGCUUAAGGAUAUAUGAGACGAUUUAACCAUAUUAUAUUUCUUAAAAGCCUA
Drosophila virilis is the source of this 969-nucleotide messenger RNA. It is a transcript of the gene Dlip2, whose product is annotated as Dorsal interacting protein 2. The record is from RefSeq and is a predicted model, not a curated record. NCBI's taxonomy places the organism in Eukaryota, Metazoa, Arthropoda, Insecta, Diptera, Drosophilidae.